Messenger RNA from Suncus etruscus (white-toothed pygmy shrew), 900 nucleotides. It is a transcript of the gene ZFP42, whose product is annotated as ZFP42 zinc finger protein. The transcript has a single exon. Gene Ontology annotation, biological process: regulation of transcription by RNA polymerase II. Gene Ontology annotation, cellular component: transcription regulator complex; PcG protein complex. NCBI's taxonomy places the organism in Eukaryota, Metazoa, Chordata, Mammalia, Eulipotyphla, Soricidae. Gene Ontology annotation, molecular function: RNA polymerase II cis-regulatory region sequence-specific DNA binding; DNA-binding transcription factor activity, RNA polymerase II-specific. The record is from RefSeq and is a predicted model, not a curated record. The coding region runs from base 1 to 900 and encodes 299 amino acids.
AUGGACCAGCAACUGAACGGCAAACCAUGGGCAUGUGAUUGGAAAGGCCAGGGAAGAAGAGCUUCCCGCGGGACCGAAUCAAAGCCAGCCCAGCAGGCAGAAUUGGAACCAUUUACAAUGACAUGGGACUUCGAGGAUAAAGACAUAGAGUUUGAGACCAACUUUCAGGUUGGAGAGGUGGAAGAAGAUCCCUUUGCUGAUUGUUACAUAGAAUGCAUAAUCAGAGGUGAGUUUUCUGAACCCAUUCUGGAUGAGGACAUACUUUUUCAGUCCUUGGACUGCCUAAAAACAGGGCCUGAGCAAGAGCUUUCCCGACAGGUUCUUGCAGCAAGCUCUUUUCUUGAACAAUCUUUGGGAUAUAAUAUAGAAGAGGCAAGACAAGAACUUUCUCAGCUGACUACUGGAGAAAAUUCACUUCAUGAGCCUGCUGAAGACACUACACGCAUAAAGCUGCUUUCUGGAGAAAAACCAAGCACUAAUCUACCAGAUACCAAAGAGCUCUCAGAAUUUACUAAACCAGUGACCAGAAAAAACACAGAAAAUAUUUGUCCUCAGCAGGGAUGUGCUAAAAAGUUCAAAAAUAAAGCAUCUCUGAAAAGGCAUCUUCGCACUCAUGGGCCCCGAGAUCAUGUGUGUGCUGAAUGUGGGAAAGCAUUCCUGGAGAAGGCCAAGCUAGCACGACAUUUCCUGGUUCACACCGGAGAGAAGCCCUAUCAGUGCACUUACAAAGGAUGUGGGAAACGCUUUUCCCUGGAUUUCAAUUUGCGUACACAUGUGCGCAUCCACACGCAAGAGAAACGUUUUGCGUGUACCGUGGAAGGCUGUAACAAGAGAUUUGUACAGUCAGGUAACUUGAAAGUUCAUGUCUUAAGUCAUGCAAAGACCAAGAAGGAUCAAUGA